AUGCCCCCAUAUUCGGCUAGGAACAAGGUUCCCACGAUUCAGAAACUCGGAGAAGAACUCGCCCAACGGCUCAACCUUCAAAAUGCGGACGCAUCCAAAGCAGCAGCCGGUCAUCUCAAAGAUGCAGACAAAAUCGCCAAAGCCAAAGCCGCCUCGCGUCGCAAGGUUGUUGAUCCAACAACCAAAAACGAGGUCAUAAUCCAAGACGUAGACGGCGAUUUUGCCGAUUCUAUCCACCGACCGAAAAUCACCGUCCCGAAAGCCGCAAUCAACUCGGAGAGAGCACCGGCGCCGGGGAAUGUUCCAGGUGUACCAAAACCACAUUUGCCUGACGGAGAUGGAGAGGACUACAGAGCAACACUCGACGACUUGGCUCCUCCUGAGGCGAACCCAGACAAAACAAGAGACUUGUUGCACCAUUCCAAGAACCACGAAAUCAUUUACCACCCUCUGCCCGUGGCAGAUCUCCAGAAGUCGUUUUAUGCCUUGGAGGGAACAAUCAUGUAUACCACGAUUGCCGCAACUGUCGGACUGGCACUUCUCAACUGGAUUUUUCUCGGGGGCAGGAUCAAAGGGCUUGUUGGAUCGGUCUUCGCUGGCGUCAUUCUCUCUUCCGGCAUCCAUCUCUGGCUCCGAAAGGUACAAGAAGGAGCGAAUGCUGUCAAUUGGGAUGCCGAACGAAAACGAGCAACUGCUGCAACUGAAUCUCUGGUCCCAGAAUCUGUAGAAUGGAUGAAUUCACUGGUUGGCAUAGUCUGGAAUCUGAUCAACCCUGAGAUGUUUGCUGCAGUGGCUGACACCCUCGAGGAUGUCAUGCAAGCAUCUGUUCCCCCCUCGCUUAUUCAGAAUGUCAAAGUUUCGUCUAUAGGACUUGGCGAUCAACCGUUCAAGAUCCUCUCCCUCAGAGCCUUGCCGUCUGCAGAUGACGACGAAGCACACAAGAAUGACAAUGAUCUCAGCGAAGAAGAUAAAAAGAAGAAGCAGGAGCAACGAGAGUUGGAAGGGGAGGAUGAUCCGAGCAUGAAAUACUACAAUCUGGAGGCUUCUUUUGCAUACCAUGCCAUCCCGGCUAAGGGUGUCAUCGGAAAGGCAAAGAACUUGCAUUUGGAAGUUGUCUUCUACCUGGGAGUCCAAGGGCUGUUCGGUGUGCCUCUCCCCAUUUUCGUUGAAUUGAACGGCAUUAUUGGGACUAUUCGUCUCCGCUUCCAACUUACGCCAAACCCACCAUUCCUCCGUAACGUGACAUUCACAUUCAUGGGGCUACCAAAAAUCGAUGCAUCUGCUGUACCUCUUACAUCCAAGGGCAUCAACGUCUUGGAUCUCCCUCUCAUUUCUGGCUUCAUCAAUUCUUCGAUUGCUGCUGCUCUCGAUAUUUAUGUCGCACCCAAGUCACUGAUCAUGGAUAUGUCCAAGAUCCUCCAAGGAGACGGUGUCAAAAAGGAGACUGAUGCUAUCGGAUUGAUCUAUAUCAAGCUAAAGCGUGCGGAGGGCAUUCCUGCACAAGACAGAUCCGGAAAGAGUGAUCCAUUCAUCACCUUGGCAUACUCGGAGUUCGGUAAGCCUGUCUACUGCUCGAGAAUUAUCGAGCAAGAGCUGGAUCCAUCAUGGAAUGAGCAAACCUGUCUUCUGGUCUACCAGGAUCAGCUCACAGCCGGAGAAAAGCUGUCGGUUGAACUCUGGGAUUCCGAUACCGUGGGAUCGGACGAUAAGGUUGGAAAUGUCAAAUUUGACCUUCGUGAUUUGAUCAAGGACUACUCUAAUAGGAUUGAAGAGAGAUGCGAUGAAUUGAUGGACGACGAGGAAAAACCUCUGCCUGGGCAUCUGUACUGGGAUAUCGGAUAUUUUCCUCGCUCAACCUUCAAGAAGUCCAUGCAAACGGACGGAAAGGACGAUACCAUCCCAGCUUCAAUCCGCGAUCGUGAAGAAUUUGCAGACGACAAGGGAACCGUUACAACUGAGCAGGAAGUCGGUGUCACAACUACACCACCAGAUCCAUCUCUGCCUUCUGGUAUUUGCUCCAUUCUUAUCCACCAAAUUGAAAACCUCGAGGUUGAGAGGCCGUCUGGGAGUUUCGGAAGCUACGAACCAUGGACACCGGCUCAAAUCACUGGCGAGAAUACGGAUGAAGAAGGAGAUGAGCUGCCUUCCUCGUACUGUAGCAUUCUCCAAGAUGACGAGCUUGUUUUCAGAACGCGAACGAAGGUUCACUCUUCAAAUCCCAUAUUUAAUGCUCAAACAGAAAGAUUCGUACGAGAUUGGAGGAAUUGCGUGUUUACGAUCACUUGCCGGAACCAUAUCAAUCGCGAACACGACUCAAUUCUCGGUGCUAUCACCAUCAAGCUGAGCGAGGUUCUUCACACGUCUUCUCAAGUUACGAAGGUCUUUGCUCUUGACGGUGGAAUGGGAUAUGGACGUAUGACGGUUUCGGUAUUGUUCAGAUCCGUCGACUUGCAACUGCCUCGAAACCUGCUUGGCUGGGACUUGGGCUCAUUCGAGCUUCUCGGCGAAAAAGUGCUGGUGGAAAAUGAUAGCACUGGACUGCUGAAGAGCUCCCGCAUCGCUAUCCACACUGACGUCGGCAAAUCUUCGAUAUCUCGACGCUGGAUCGAGCCAGGCUCUGAUGGUACAUCCUGGAAUCUGCAACGUAUCAAGGAAAAUGGGAAAGAUAUGCAGAAGCACCGUAUCAUCGUCCCAGUCCGCCGCCGCUAUCAAUCUGCCGUCAGACUCGAGUUCUUUAACAAAGGAUCUCGAAAGGCGGUUGCUUACGCCAUCUACUGGCUAUGCGAUCUUGUUGAUAACAAGGAGACUGCUCUUUGCGUUCCAGUGUACAAGACUCCAAUGCCAAAGCAGAUGACCCAAAACUACAUCUCAAACAUCGAAAUGGACAAGAUCAAGGCGGAGAGAGUUGGCACGAUCAAGAUGACUGUUCGGUUCAAGAUGGGAAUGGAUGACACGCAUCUUCAGUGGCUGAAAAACAACAACGAGCGAGAGACUUACGAGUCGUGGCUGUGUACAGUAGCUGAAGGCUAUCGAACUCGAGUCGUCAAGCGAGAGACUCCAGAUGCUGUCAAGCAACUUGCUCGCGAGGGCAAGAUUGUCGGCUACGAUUCCAGCAAGACAGAUACGAUUUCCGAAUUCGGCACUAUUAGACACACUAAGACAGGGUCCAGCGAUGAAACUCACGCCCGACACUCUAGCGAUGCCACCACCGACUCCCAAAAAGAUGAUUCUAAUGACGAAGAGCCUGAGCCUGUCAAAGUCCCCCGCGAAGCACCCGGCUACGAGCAAGAAGUUGAAAACUACCAUGAGACGUCCACCGACGAGCAAUGGGCCGGUUUCGGCGGAGAGAUCACCAAGUACACGUCCGUGCCGUCGUCUAUCGUUUCAGACGACCGCGAAUCGCUUAACAUUCAAGAGGACUUCACGGAUAGCGACAUCGAGGACGAGGAGCUGAAGAAGCGGCGGCAGAAGCAGGAUAAGGUUCACUCGAAGCACGAACUGCACCGCAAGCAGAGAGGCACGAUGAACAUCAAGGCAAUUCGGCAUAUGAAGUUCCUGAAGGACGAGGUGAAGGUUGCCGGACACAAGCUGAAGGGGAGGUUCUCGAUGAAGGGGAAGGAACCUAGUGUUGAGACUGAAAUGUGA
Drepanopeziza brunnea f. sp. 'multigermtubi' MB_m1 is the source of this 3645-nucleotide messenger RNA. RefSeq lists its product as uncharacterized. Lineage: Eukaryota; Fungi; Ascomycota; Leotiomycetes; Helotiales; Drepanopezizaceae. Gene Ontology annotation, molecular function: lipid binding. The record is from RefSeq and is a predicted model, not a curated record.